AUGGCACAAUUAAUUAAGCCUAUCUACAUAAAGGAUAGUGAAUUGUACAAAGAAGAGAACGAACUUGAUGACCCCGCCAUCCUUGAAAUGCUGUCAAAGUUAGGAGCACAUCCAAAAAUAUUUGGAGAAAACUUCAAAUCUGCAGAGCAGGCCUACCAGCUAACCAAAGCUAUUCGUACAGGCAACCUUGUGGCAGCAGACACAAUUCGAGAUGCCAAGUCUUUGGAGUGCAAGCUAAUCGGCAACACCGUUACUAACACCCCACAGUGGAGGGAUGAAGCUGAUGAUGUCAUGGAGAAAAUAAUAUGUGCAAAGAUUGAUCAGUUAAAGGAAAUGAAUGAUCUUUUAGCUUCCUCCAGGCCCCAUACCAUCUUCGCCCACUCCGUAUACGAUCUCUACUGGGGCACCGGCUUGGACUCCGAAAAAACCGCACAUACUGCUCCAGAUGCCUGGCCCGGUCAGAACAAGUUCGGCAAGCUGUUACAGCGUCUUGCGGACAAACGACGAACGAAGCCGCGUUCCGUCUCCAUGUCCAGAGCGGUAAAAACCAGGCAGCAAAGCAUCGAUAAGUACACGUGUUAA
Messenger RNA from Magallana angulata, 582 nucleotides. RefSeq lists its product as uncharacterized. The transcript is spliced from 3 exons. Lineage: Eukaryota; Metazoa; Mollusca; Bivalvia; Ostreida; Ostreidae. Bases 1 to 582 code for a protein of 193 amino acids. The record is from RefSeq and is a predicted model, not a curated record.